This is a messenger RNA of Branchiostoma belcheri (Belcher's lancelet), 939 nucleotides long. RefSeq names its product hyaluronan and proteoglycan link protein 3-like. The annotation marks the transcript as partial. The transcript is spliced from 3 exons. The record is from RefSeq and is a predicted model, not a curated record. Gene Ontology annotation, biological process: cell adhesion. Lineage: Eukaryota; Metazoa; Chordata; Leptocardii; Amphioxiformes; Branchiostomatidae. Gene Ontology annotation, molecular function: hyaluronic acid binding.
AACAUGUACAAACUCAAACCACGCGUUGCCUUCCGUAGAUCGAGUAUCAACCCUUGAGGAACAGCUGGCUCAGGAGCGAACCAUUCGGGCAGAACUGGAGGGGAGGUUCAAUGGUCUCCAGGAAGAGUUGGCACAUGUGCAGAACACAUCGGCCCAGCAGAAUGGCCUUUCGGGAAAACUGAAAAACGACCUGUGCAGCGCAACACCCAAGCUGGGGCGGCUUUUCCAGGUCAAGUCACCGGCCGGUGACUACAAGUACGACUUAGAUGAGGCAAGGCACGCAUGCGCAGAGCAGGAUGCAACCCUCGCCUCCUAUGACCAGCUGUACCAGGCCUGGAAGGACGGGUUGGGUUACUGCUUAUGCGGGUGGCUGUCGGACGAGACUGCCCGGUAUCCAACGCAAAUUCCCUCGCCAGGCUGUGGCGUAGUUGGCAUCAAUGACUGCGGCUGGCUCACCCAGUACAACGCCUGGUGCUUCCGUGCGCUCAGCUUCUGUGACUGACACAACAUCACUGUCAUGCCAAGUGGUUUCAAAUGUGAUGACGAUGACAUUGUAACUACGGUUUCAGUAACUUACACCGUGAUUAUAGCUUCGAUAACUGCAAGCUAACUGCAUUGAUCAGUAAUACUUCUUCUCACCUUCUCACCCGGCCGCCUGUAUGUAAUACUGUACCUGAUAUAAUCUCGGCUGUUGGUUGGAUCAAUACGUCUCACAAUUGUAUUGGAAACUCCCGGAUCGAAAAAAUAAAGAGCAUCGUGCUUCUCAAGGUAUUUCUUGUCUUGUUUUGAAAGUAUGAUUUUCUACUAGGCACUCACUAGACCAGAUACGAUACAAGCUAUUUUAUGUUUGAACUUUUGUACCUAUUUUGCCUUCUUUAAAAGAGAACUUAAUUGGAUAGGAGUUUUUCUUUUAAUUUGCGGAGAGGAUGUCGGACUCGG